Molecule: messenger RNA, 1644 nt
Organism: Jaculus jaculus (lesser Egyptian jerboa)
Lineage: Eukaryota; Metazoa; Chordata; Mammalia; Rodentia; Dipodidae
Gene: Lmcd1
Product: LIM and cysteine rich domains 1
Exons: 6
Coding region: 90-1187 (365 amino acids)
Molecular function (GO): zinc ion binding
Source: RefSeq, a predicted model, not a curated record
CCUGGCCAUUCAGCCAGCGCUGUCCCCGCCGCGCCGUCGCGCCUCUGCCCUAGAAGCCCGGCGUGGCUUCUGCAUCCAUCGCGGCCGACAUGGCAAAGGUGGCUAAGGACCUCAACCCAGGAGUGCAAAAGAUGUCUCUGGGCCAGCAACAGUCAGCAAGAGGAGUGGCUUGUUUGCAGUGCAAGGGGAUGUGCUCCGGCUUUGAGCCUCAUUCGUGGAGGAAGAUAUGCAAAUCUUGCAAGUGCAGUCAAGAGGAGCACUGCCUGACCUCCGACCUAGAAGAUGAUCGGAAGAUCGGACGCCUGCUGAUGGACUCCAAGUACUCCACCCUCACCGCCCGGGUCAAAGGGGGAGACGGCAUCCGCAUUUACAAGAGGAACCGCAUGAUCAUGACCAAUCCCAUCGCCACAGGCAAAGAUCCCACCUUUGACACCAUCACCUAUGAGUGGGCUCCCCCUGGAGUCACCCAGAAACUGGGCCUGCAAUACAUGGAACUCAUCCCCAAAGAGAAGCAGCCCGUGACGGGCACUGAGGGCGCCUUCUAUCGCCGCCGCCAGCUCAUGCAUCAGCUCCCCAUCUAUGACCAGGACCCUGCUCGCUGCCGUGGACUUUUGGAGAAUGAGCUGAAAGUGAUGGAAGAAUUUGUGAAGCAGUAUAAGAGCGAGGCCCUUGGGGUGGGUGAGGUGGCCCUGCCGGGACAAGGCGGCUUACCCAAGGAGGAGGGCAAAACACAGGAAAAGCCAGAGACUACGGAAACCACUGCCCCAACCACCAAUGGCAGCUUGGGUGACCCAUCCAAGGAAGUGGAAUAUGUCUGUGAGCUGUGCAAGGGAGUGGCCCCCGCUGACAGCCCUGUGGUGUACUCGGACAGGGCAGGUUACAGCAAGCAGUGGCACCCUGCCUGCUUCGUGUGUGUCAAGUGCUCUGAGCCACUGGUGGACCUCAUCUACUUCUGGAAGGACGGGGCGCCCUGGUGCGGCCGCCACUACUGUGAGAGCGUGCGACCCCGGUGCUCCGGCUGUGAUGAGAUCAUAUUCUCAGAGGACUACCAGCGUGUGGAAGACCUGGCCUGGCAUCGGAAGCACUUUGUCUGUGAGGGCUGUGAACAGCUACUGAGUGGCAGGGCAUACAUUGUCACCAAGGGUCAGCUCCUGUGCCCUACUUGCAGCAAGUCCAAGCGCUCCUGAAGGGCUGUCAGCCACAGCCAGAUCCCACCAGGACAUUGAAGCCAUCCUAUGGGGCGGUUGCAACAGCACGCAGGCAGCAUAUACAUUGUUCUUUCCAGUGAGACUAUAUAUAUUAUUCAUUCUAGGUUGAGUGACAGUAGACCCUCGAGGGUCAGUAGUUCCAAAAUCCAGAAGUGUUCUAAGGAGUCUUAGAACGGAUUUAUUUGUUGUCAUGAUUUCCUGGCUGCAAUCAACUAAAGACACAUUGACAUCCUGCUCUAAGGAAGAAUUUCCCAGAACGCAAUUCUGAGUGAUCUAAUCAUGUAGCUGUAGGAUGUGCUUUUCUGUGGACAUGGGGGGCAGGCCAGGGUCUCCAUUGUCACUUGUUGCUUCUCAUCAGGUGGGAUUUGGAUUUUAAAUAAACAAUAUUUGGGCCAUGAUAAGCAAAUUAAUAAAGGUUUUAUGAAGUUCACAGACA